AUGUUGGUGGCGACACUUAUUCUUCUCCUGAUUCCAUCAUGCGUUUCAUAUUGUGAUUUGGAUUGCAAGAGGCUUGAGGAUGACCCCAGUAAGGUGGUUUGGACAGAAAGAGCAACUUACUGUGAGAAUGGGUAUGGAGAUGCGCAUUGUGACUCACUGUACACUGGUCAACCAAACGUUACUGCUGGCGGGUCUGCGGUCCGUCCGGACUACUGCUGGGGCACCACUGACGCGAAUGGUGUCACCACAGAGAAUCCAGAUACAAUCAAGCAUGCGAAGAUGUUCUGUGCGAAACGAUGUGGAUAUUGUUGUGUGACAGAGGACCAUACAUGUAAUUGGACCAUCCCAUCUGGAUACACCGCGGAGAUCCAGAAGAUCUGUAAAGAAGUGACAUGGGACAAGUGUCUGAACUCUGUGGAAUACCGACCGAUUUAUGCGAAAUACUGUCCGAAUUACUGUGGAUUUUGUAUGUUCAACGGGUGUGUGGACGCUGUGUCGAGUUGUUCAAAGGACCCGGCGGUAUGCAGAUCUCCCGCUAUGCUGACAUUCGCUAGUCAGUAUUGUAAGAAGACUUGUGGCUACUGUACAGCGUGUCCGGAUAAGAGAACGGAUUGUGCUGAGAUGGUUAGGCUGUAUGACUACUGUAACUGGCAGUCGAAUUAUCAGUUGAAGAAGGAAUGUGCGAAGACUUGUAAUUUGUGUUGA
Messenger RNA from Caenorhabditis remanei, 705 nucleotides. RefSeq lists its product as uncharacterized. The record is from RefSeq and is a predicted model, not a curated record. The transcript is spliced from 2 exons. The coding region runs from base 1 to 705 and encodes 234 amino acids. NCBI's taxonomy places the organism in Eukaryota, Metazoa, Nematoda, Chromadorea, Rhabditida, Rhabditidae.